This is a messenger RNA of Alternaria alternata, 851 nucleotides long. RefSeq lists its product as hypothetical. The transcript has 3 exons. Bases 93 to 851 code for a protein of 252 amino acids. NCBI's taxonomy places the organism in Eukaryota, Fungi, Ascomycota, Dothideomycetes, Pleosporales, Pleosporaceae. The record is from RefSeq and is a predicted model, not a curated record.
AACAAUCGCUCAUUCAACUUCGACAUAUCAUUGCGAAAGAGCAAGGCUUUCAUUUCUGCUGGUAACAGUCUCACAUCAGCCGAAAAGGAAACAUGGAUGAUCAAUGGGGAAUUUCCAAGACUAACCUUGAGGUUUUUCGCAUCGCGGGUCUACCACCAGACUUCUACUACAUUCCAAAUUUCAUCAGCGCGGAAGAAGAAUCGUCAAUAGUGCAGAAGAUUCCAGCUCAGAGAUGGACACACCUCACUCAUCGGCGUCUCCAGGCUCUGCCCUCCACCCUCACUAAAAACAAUACCUUGCUCGCCGCCCCUUUACCCGCUUACCUUACCAACCCCAUCCUAUCUCGUUUUAAGGACCUAGGAAUCUUUGACCACACACCGCACGGCCAGUCAAACCAUGUUCUCGUCAACGAGUAUAGACCCGGUGAAGGCAUCAUGCCGCACGAAGACGGAGAUGCGUAUGCCCAUGUCGUUGCGACUGUCAGUUUAGGUGCGGGGUUGUGCUUGGACGUGCUUCCUAAACCAGAAUCUUCCUUUAAUAAAGAAGGACAGCAGGAUGGGGAGAAAAUGUUGCACCUACCUACACGUAUUUUUCAGGAACCCCGCUCCUUGCUCAUCACGACGGGUCGUGCGUACCGAGAGUUGAUGCAUGGUAUUUCGUCAAUUGAGGUUGAUGAGGAGUUGAGUGAGGGAACGGUGGCGAAUUGGGGAUUAUUGAGUCAGGAAGGAAAAGAUGCGAUUGCUAGGGAUGGUGGCAGUAAUCUCAGAGGUACGAGAGUGAGCCUGACAUAUAGGGAUGUAAUCAAGGUUAGUACAGCAGCGAGUAGAGUGUUGGGUAUGGGGAGGCGGUGA